GGUUCCUAAGGCUAACUAGAACAUCCCAUUACUUAUAAUAAAGUGUCUGCUUGGAUUCGAAUCUGGGCGGUACCGUCUUGAUAUAUUUACUAUAUAUAUAUAUAUUGACCGCAUAUUUGUACUUCCAAGUUCAAGUAUCAUAGUAUUUGUAGAAGGUUUCAUUUGAAGCCAAGUUUUGCUUCAGUAUCUAUUGACCCAUAUCGCUAUUUUUUUCUCGGAAAAAUACGAGGGGUAACUACUACCACUUAUUCGUCUCUUGAAAACUACAAGCUUUUGUAUAAAAGGAACAGCUAAAAAGUAUAUUCUUUAGCUGUAGCUCGUUUUCACUUUGUGCAUUUCUUUAAAACCGAUCUGCCAGUAUGGAUUUCCAACAAACCCGUGAUAUAUGAUUUCUGCUUUAAAAAAACUUCCUGAUAUAUGGUCUUCAGCCUUAACGUCAGUUCGAUGGUUAUGCACUUCGCCAUCCUAUCCAAACAAUAAUUCUUCUGUUCCUCUCGUAGAAUUGAGGAAUCGCCGUGAAAUCUUUGUCAACAAACUGAACAUUUGCACUGAACAGCUGGUAAAUAGGCCUUCCUAUCACAUAGUUAUAAUACCAGCCUCAGAAAUACAGUAUAUGGCUUACCAUGUUCCAUACCCUUUUCACCAAGAUUCCAACUUCUUCUACUUCACUGGAUUAAGUGAACCAAAUGGAGUUCUGUUGUUUUGCACAGAUAAAACAGAAGAGCAUCGCGAUCAAAGUGGCUCCAAUUGGUCGACUCAUCUAUUCGUGGAGACUCAAAACAAACAUGCCGAAAUCUGGGAUGGUCCAUCUUUGACGCUAUCAGAAGCUUCUUUGGCAACUGGGGUUGAUAAUUCCCAUCCUUUGAAUGAAUUUAGUAACUUUUUGAACCAUCAAGCUUUAUUUGCGCAAUCCAUAUGUGUUUGGUAUAGUCCAUUAUCAUCCAAAAAUUUUGUUGAGCGCCCCUUAAAUAAGUUCGUUUUGAGAAAGAUUUUAGAAUUCUCCCGGCAAAUUGGCGACAAAAGUAUUAGCUUUGAAAAUCCAGACUAUAUAAUCGACAGAAUUCGCUUUAUAAAAUCAAAUUAUGAACUAAGACAGAUUAAAACCGCGGUUAUUGCAGCGAUCGAGUCUCUUAAGUCGGCUAUGCAAAUUACACAACCAGGAAUCACGGAAACUGCUUUACAAGGUCAUAUAGAAUACCAAAUGCACAGCCGAGGCUGUUCUGUCGGGUAUCCUCCUGUUGUUGCUGGAGGGAGUAGAACAAACAUCAUUCAUUACAUGAAAAACAAUAUGAGAAUUGAGAAUGGGGAAUUGGUUUUGGUGGAUGCUGGAUGUCGCUUUAACGGGUAUACGUCCGAUAUUACUCGAACUUGGCCAGUAAACGGUAUGUUGAAGUGUUUUCGCUUACUUAAUUUUAACACUUGAAAAUUCUGAAGCUUGCAAAUUAAGAAAAUUAAAGCUAGACAGAUUUAAUUAGGUUUUUCCAACUAACUGGAUCUCACGAAUUGUCAUGCCAUUGAUAGCCUCGUUCAUAACAUGUAGCCUCAAAAUAUCUUAGUCAUUUAUACCAAAUGGUAAUUCCUAGCACACAAGUAUUAAAAGCCUGUAAGGUCAGUACGGCAAGUUCAAAAACAAAUUGUUUAAAUUAUAUUAGAAAUUUGAAAUACUACGACUUUUUGUCAAAAAAAUCUGUCUAGACUCCUUCAGAGUAAUAACCGAAAUCAAGAUUAUCGAAAAGCAUGUGACGUUUAGAAACCAAAUCAAAUCUACAUUAAAUGCCUGUCCAAUGAUAUUCAAGUGUUAACUUUGGUACAUAGGAUAAGUAUGAUAAUUAGAGGUAUUCGAAUCAUUUUUAUUUAUUAUUUAUUUCAACACAAAUAUUGGUACAAGAGGGCACCAAGUAUAUAUGCGCCUCCAAAUGCCCUGGUAUGGCCGAGAAUGGGACGGGCCCGCCCUCCCUGUCGAAAUGCUCUCACACGGCCACGCGUAUACAGCCUCUGCUAGGGAAGUCCUACUCACUGCCUUCUCGUGGCGGGGGUGUUGUUUACGAAAAUGAGAGGAUGAAAGGCGAAUAUCCGGCGCUUUAACCGGAUCCUAAACCAAUGGUGCACACGAGCUCCAGUAUCAUGCGGGGACAAUUGGCGCAUGAACCAAUCGUUGAUCACCGGCUACCAUGGAACUGCAUCUCCUUACGGUGCUCCACGGCCUUGUGGAUCAGACCUUUAGGUCAAAGGCUCGGGGUGUGGCCCCCUGAGAAAACUACCUGCUUCGGUCUGGGCACCCGGGCAGUAUCACAGCCCCCCCACACACACAAAUAUUCGAAUCAUCAUGCUAAAUAGGAAUUCCCGAAAUGAAUGUAUUAUAUUUGGAAUCCGAAAUAAACAGGUAUUUAAUUACAACAGAAUCAUUAGUCCGUACAAAUAAAUGUGAAAAGUACACACGGUGAAAAUAGAUGAGUGUGUGUAUGUGGAACUGUGAUAUUAAUAAUUGAUAUUCAAUGAACGAAUGUUAGUAAUUUAAUUGUCUACUAAACUCCUUUUAAUUCUAUGGUAAAUACCGUCAAUAUUUAUCGCUUUCUCAACUUCUAUAGUUUUUAUGAUGCAGCAUAACCAUACUCCUUACUCAUUCUCGUGGAUAUGUUCGUACAAAUAAUCAAAGCUUUGUAAGACACUGGUCGUACCAGGUUAUUUCGAUUUCUCAUUUUAAAGAAGUAUCUGUGAUCUUGUGUCAGUUUGAUGAAUUAUCCAAUCUCAUUCCACUUAUGAUAUUUGAGAUAUAGGGCUAGACAGGUAUGACGCCUUAUUCCUACCACUAAAUAACUUUUUAACAGAUGCCUUAUAUUAAGUUUCACUUUCAGUAAAACGUGCAUUAGUACCUACUUACUCCAUUAUAGUUGGUGAAUGUUUCAGUUAGGUCAAAUCCAAAACAAUGUAAUUACAUAUUAAAAUCUGUUUAUUCAUUAGGAAACUUUUCGGCACCCCAAAAAGUUAUACAUGAAAUAUUAGUUGAUGUACAGAACUCAUGUGCAUCUUUAGCCUCUCCUGAACAAAGUCUGCAAGAUGUAUAUCAUCAUAUGCUGUCUGAAAUAGGACGACACUUAAUAAGUGAGGGGAUUAUCCCAGACCAGGACAAGUUGCAUGUAAGUUGAUUUUUUUAAAUAGAUACUUACCUCCUAAUCAAAUUCCUUCAUAGUUACAUAUUACCAUUAGUAUUAUUAUCGGUAUUUCCAUGAUCUUAUACUUAAUUGACAUACGAUUGUUCCAACACCUUGAACUUGAUCCAAGUUUCCUCUUGCUAUGGACAUUAUUGUCUUCAUAUACACAUAUCAUCUGCUGCUGAUCUUAAAAUGAUCUACUACACAACAAUCUAUUAAUGAUUGUGGUUUGAUUUAAAUUGAACAAAAAUAAGUAGAAGUUUAAAUCAAAAUUUCACUGUUCUUACAGUCGCUACAUCAUAGUAAAGUGAAAUGAGUUAUUUAUUUAUUUGAACACAUAAAUAUUGGUACGAGGGGCACCAGAUAUAUAUGCUGCAAAGAAUUUGCAAGCUCAUUUUCAUAAAGACUGAUAAAAGUAUUUGAUUUCCACUUACAUUGAUUAACAACAAUUAUUGGCUCGCAUGUAGUUUCGAGCGUAAAUCCUUUCAAAUAUGAACGACAAACUUCCAUAAUAUUAGGUAUAUAGAUACGCAUUUAAGCGCCAAAUCCAUUAUGUACCUGUAAUAAGUGAUCUCUCAAAUGUACAUACUUCGUUCACUUCGAAUAUCCUUUGUAAGUGAAGUGGUGGUUAUACGAUAUAAAAACAACUUCCAAUUGAUAGUUCACAACCCACUUCACCCUGAGCCAUGUUGGUAGAUGCAGACUAUUUGCUUGAGGUCCAAGUGACUAUCGCAACCAAUGGUUGGAGACUAUGGGUAACAUGGCUUAGAAUCGAUCACAGUGGCGUCGGCGUAUACAUGCUUUGCUUUAUACCUUUCUUUCUGUGAACUAAUUCUUCCAAUUUUAUAUUCUUAUACACAAUCUUUCUUUUAUAUAUUACUACCACUGAAGUGAAUAUUUCUAUGAAUUUGGUGUUCAUUUUGUGCUAAUGAGGUGUGGCGAGUUGGACCGAUGCAUAUAUGUGCCUGGUCCUAUGUUGCAGCUGAUUGACCCCACUUCACCUCUCUCGGGGAGCUGGUUAGUAUUACUGGUCCUCACAUAGUGUGACUUGAGGUCGAGUACGUGGAUCUGCAAGUACGAAACGUGUUUAAAGACUUACUUAAUAUGCUGAACAUGACUGUUCAUUUCUAUUAUUAUUCUUGCCAAAGGUUUCGAUAUAUGUAAUUCAUCUAACGCAAGACAUUAUUAUAAUAAUCGCAAGUAAACGUUUUUAUGAAAGGGCUUGUAUGAUCAUAUGAAAUUAGCCAAAUUGAGAGUUUCCUAAUCGUGGGGCUUAGCACUUCACCUUAGCAUGAAAUCCAAAUUGCUGACAAACGUGAUUUAAUUCAGUGGCGACAACCUAGAACUCAGAUUCACAAGUUCGCCGGAAAAUAUCUUGUCUAUUUUGUCACCAGAUAUUUUUUGUUACUAGGCACUGCACAGAAGCACUUUCUUCACGGUUGCCACUUUAUAACAAACACGAUUUGGACUUGAAGUAUAGAUUUCAAAACUUGUAUGCUUUAGCCAAACUGCUAGAUCAGUUUUAACGCAAACUAUUCUGCUUUUUCUCGAAAUAUGUUACCAUGAUACAUAUUACGAUUUUGAACCGACCUUACGCAAAAAUUUUAUUUUUAAAAUUCAGGUUGCACAAAAGAUAUGUCCACAUCAUGUCGGACAUUAUCUUGGUUUAGACAUUCAUGAUACUCCUACGAUACCUAGUACAAAACGUUUCGAAGCAGGCGUUGUGUUCCCUUUAGAACCAGGUAUUUACUUCAGAGAUGAGUUGGCGAAACUGGGCGUUUCGAGAGACUUUCUGGGCAUCGGUAUGCGAGUAGAAGACGAUUUCGUCAUGUCAAAAACUGGCUGCGCUGAGAACUUAGAACACGUCAAAGAUGAUUUAUUAUUGGAAGAAGCCUAAAAUUCAUGUAAUAAAUUCGAAAUUGAUGAAUAUGUUGAUUUAAAAACUAUGGAUUUCUAAAUUGUCACAAUAGUCUUUAAAUCAGUGUUUCAUGAAAAUACUAAACAACAUUCCACCUGACGAAAUGAUUUUUUAGGUCACUGUCUUAGCUUGACUUACGAAGGCUUAGUAUCUAGUUUUAUCGAACUGUUUCCAUAAAAUUCACUGCGGUAUAAUAAUCUCUGACAGAGGAAUGUUGGUCAUACCUGGAAUUAACUAAAAUGACGAAGUCGACCGAGAAAUAAGCCCUUAGGUGUGGUAGCUUACGUCAGCCAAGUUUAAAAUCUGAAGUAUUCUUUUCAAAUGGGUGAGUUUAUUUCCAUCUCACAGCCUAUUGAAUUAAACAGUCGUGAUAUUCAAAGACUAAGAAGAGAAUGAGGUCAGUAAACAUGUGGAGCACCCCACUCCUAAAAAUAUAGGGAUUUGCUGUCAUGUGCACUGGACUGCUCCGCUUGCUGGACGUAGUUACAUUAAGCCCAGCGCGCUAAUCAUCUAUGGGUUCAUGUUGUUUGGUAACUGGCAGUAUCUGCAGAAAUACUGAGUCGCUCAGAUAUUAUCACCUCAACUAUUUUGUCUCCAUAUUGUCGAAAAUAGUGUGUUAUCAACGUCCAUUUACCCGGUCCUCGUUAGGAGUGGCUGGCGGGUGAACAAGAUAGUGUUACGAUAAAUGGAAGCUGUUCAUAUAUGAAUAGGAUAAAAAGUUGUAGUCAAAUGAAUAUUUACUGGUACAAUUCCGAAAACAGUUGUCCGAUUAGAUAACAGUAUAUGAAGGGCUGCAAUCCAGAUAAACUUCUGAAGAUGUGCACUGAUGAUCUGGUAAGAUAGCGGGAAAUGGUGGUUAGCAAAUUUGUUCGGAAGCUAUCUAAGUGGGCUUAUUCACGAAUUCAGCUUGAGAAGUUGAGCUCAUUGCAAUGUCCUAGUGUGACAAGGUUUUAAUUGCUUCGUCAAUAAUAAUAUGAGGUAUGCAAACUUGCAUCCUUGGCUAGGUGGUGAUGCUCCAUAUUCGACACUUAAUAGAGUAUAAAACUAAAUUUAAUGGUGGUGGGAUGUAUGGAGGUCCAACAGUAAUUUCCUGAGGAUUUGCUCUGUGAGCCAGAAAUGAAUCACCUAUAAAACUACGAAACAAAAAACGCCAACAGGAAAUACUCUUGACUUAUAAUGACAAUGACCAGCCGUUAAUGUUACUUAGGAAUCAAGUCCAAGAAAUCUCAUUGAAGUAUUUUAUCAAUACAUGCUUUGUGUGGGAGUGAGCUUCCUAGUUAUUCCCAAAGUAUUUUAUCAGUUCGUCUAGAUGGGUUUGUUUGCCGUAGUUUAUGUUUGUCGUAUCCAUUCGUCCUUGUAUUUGCGAUAACUUUGUCGGUUGACCCUCUGGCCUCGCAAUUGUUUAACAUUCCCCAUGUGUUCAUAGAUUUAGAUCGAUAUGGCUGUUGGCUGCCAACUAACCACAAUUUACCUGGCACUAUCAGGUUUUACCCGAUUCGAUUAUACGUAAGUUAAAGGAGAACCCACUUGUUCUAAUGUAGCAGUUGAUGCAAUCUACUUUGUUUAGGUUAGAUUUGUAUUUUAUAUGCAAUGCGAUGAAAUGGUUGUAUUGGUUUUGUAGCGAAUGUAAUUCCAUAGGGCCUUAGGAUCAUUGUACAGGUUUCUGCGAUAUUUCUUAAAUGUGGUGAGAAAAUCUGCUUCCGUUUUCUAGGGUUGGUAUUCUAAUUGUAUGUCAGGGUAGGGUAGUUAUUCUUGAGGGAGAUGAACUGAAGAUGAGUUCCAAUUCUUCGUGUAAUGAGAGCACUUAAGUGAGUUUCCACUUAACUGAAUAGCGUCCGGUCACAACUGCUUUUGGGUGCUGUUGUAGAUUAGUAUUUUAUACAUGUAGCUUGGUUUUCCGUACACUUGUGUCUCCAAGUGCCUGUAUUUCUGUUUCCAUUUUUGUUUAACUUCAUCAUAGACCUCACCGAAAUAACAUUCUCGUCCACUGAAUUCUCGGGUAUUGAUCUUCUUCCAGGAGGUCCACUUAUCGACUUAGAAUACGCAGAUGAUAUAGUCCUGUUUGGUGGAGACGCUGAUAAAAUACAGAGUUUUUUGGUAGCACUAAGCAACAAUGUUCGGAAUGCGCUUCUCUCCUUCUAAAUGCAAGCUGCUGCUUCAGGACUGGUCUGCAUCAACACAUGAACUAAGGAUAGGGAGUGAAGUAGUCGAACGCGUUGACAACUUCACUUAUCUUGGAAGUCUGAUCAGUCCUAAUGGGUUGGUGUCUGACAAAAUCUCAGCACGGAUUCGAAAAGCUCGCUUGGCUUUUGCCAACUUACGUCACCUAUGGCGAAAACGAGAUAUUCGUCUAUCAACAAAGGACGAGUAUACUGCGCGGCAGUCUGUUCUGUUUUAAUUCACGGCAGC
Molecule: messenger RNA, 7479 nt
Organism: Schistosoma haematobium
Lineage: Eukaryota; Metazoa; Platyhelminthes; Trematoda; Strigeidida; Schistosomatidae
Product: Xaa-Pro aminopeptidase 3
Exons: 2
Coding region: 386-1423 (345 amino acids)
Cellular component (GO): mitochondrion
Molecular function (GO): manganese ion binding; metalloaminopeptidase activity
Source: RefSeq, a predicted model, not a curated record